AUGCUCAAUGAGCUCAACUCAAAGGUUGACAAUCUGGCCCACGAAUCAACCACGUCGACACGAAGCACACAGGGAUCGAGCGCAGAAGCCAAUCUGAAUUUAAGUGGUGAUCGUGAUGAGACAACUUCCUUCACUGGCCAACUUGAAGAGGAACCUUCUUUUCUAAACCAAGCUCUAUUUGCAAGUCAGAUUCUGAACGGUCAUAUCUGCGACUCCAAUGGUUCGAAUGGCCUGCUCCGGAAGAUGGCGUCGGCAUUAGAUAACUUGCGCGAAGUGAUCGAUUCUCAGAAACGACAGAAAGCCACGUUGAAAACCCUUUAUCCGCAUGCUGGACACAUUCCACAUGGGAGUAGCUUGGAUGAUCUUCCAGUCCCACCAGUUGAAAUCAGUCUAGAGUGCUUGCAAAGAGCCAAAGGUAGUGUUAUCGGUGAUAAUCAAUAA
Molecule: messenger RNA, 441 nt
Organism: Aspergillus melleus
Lineage: Eukaryota; Fungi; Ascomycota; Eurotiomycetes; Eurotiales; Aspergillaceae
Exons: 1
Coding region: 1-441 (146 amino acids)
Source: RefSeq, a predicted model, not a curated record